ACCUACUGUCGAUCCAAUCCGCGCCACCCACCAUAGCAGCGUCCAUCCCUCUUCUAUCUCUUUCUCUCUCCCUCCCUGUCUGUCCGCUCCUCCAGCGAAAUCAUCCAACACAGCCAACAUGUGCCGAUUCCUGGUCUACCGGGGAAGUGACGAGAUUCUCCUCUCCAAGCUUAUCCUUGACCCGACUCACUCCAUAUUGAAGCAAUCAUUCGAUUCUAGACUCAGGUUGGACACUCGAAGAGGUCAGAACAACGCUGAUGGCUUUGGCAUCGGCUUCUAUACCGACUCCAAGUUGGGCCACGCCCCUUGUCUCUUUACAUCGACGAUUCCGGCAUGGAACUGCACCAACCUCCAGAGAAUCGCCUCCAAGACCGCAUCACAACUCAUAUUUGCCCAUGUUCGGGCCACGACCGAGGGAUCGCUGAGCGAAGACAACUGCCAUCCGUUUUGCCACGGCAGUUUAAUGUGGAUGCACAAUGGAGGCCUAGGAGGUUGGAAAUAUAUCAAAAGGAGACUUGGAGAGAGGUUAGCCGACAAGUGGUACCUGGGUGUCCAAGGUGGGACAGACAGUGAAUGGGCGUUUGCCUUGUUCCUCGACACUCUUGAAAGGAUGGGGCUUGACCCUAGCUCACAACCUGCCAACGGGUUCGGUCCUACGGUGUUGAGGAAGACUAUGCUCAAGACCAUAGCCAUCAUCAACGAGCUGAUCGAUGGCAUUCCGGAGAGCACAAUCCAGUCGGAGAACGUCGACACUCGGAGCUUGCUCAAUUUUGCCGUUACGGACGGCAAAAGUGUGAUUUGCACACGCUAUAUCAGCAGCGCGACGGACGAGGCGGCGAGCCUGUACUACUCGUCCGGAACUGAAUGGGGAACGAGGACAUCGGCUGUCAGCGAUCGAAACUACCAAAUGGAACGUCAAGAUAAAGGUGCCGAUAUUGUUCUGGUCGCGAGCGAGCCACUGACUUUUGAAAGAGAAAAUUGGGUGAACGUCCCUACCAACUCAAUUCUAACAAUCCAUAACCAAACCGUCAUGGUUCAUCCGAUUAUUGAUAAGUACUACGAUCGAAGCCCGUACCACGCCAGAUCAAGUGCCUUCGUUCAGACGAAGGGGUUGAUGGCGAAUGAGAAAAUCUCAUCGCUACUCAGCCCAGCGGCAACGGCGUUGCCUAGCCCUGAGACUUCGAAAAGGAACCUUGGUCCAACCAUCCCUCUCGGCAUCUCUCGUAGUCAUACGCCGGAGUCUGGUUUCGGCGUCUCUCGUAACCACACGCCGGAGCCUGGCUUCACCGGUAAGUCGCGGUCACCCAGUCAGCUUCACGAGGUGUCAACGCCGGUGGAUUCAAGAUCGAUCUUGAGCAUUUCGAGCACGCGAAUCAACACACCACGGCCUACGGUGCAGGGAAACAUCAAGGUGAAACGGACUGCGCCAGAGCAAGUUUCUCCUCAUGUCGACAGUGACACUGAGUCACUGGUUCCUGAGGACCAAAGUCAGAGCAGGACAGAAUUUGGACAUCCUAAUAAGCUGUCAAGAUACUUCCCUGAAUUAACCAUGUCCUAGCGGGCGACUCACGACAUAAUUUCCGAUAUUUCCCAGUGUCUGGGCAGCAUACCCGGAUUACUGCCCUUCUUACGGGGUGCAACUUGCAUACCCUCGGUUUGCGUGGGACCUAUCGACUGUAUAGUAUGAUUAACACCGGAGCAUGUAAGCGGGCGUCGUUGUAGAUAUAGCAAUAUGGUGGGCACACGCGCUAGAUAGAAGAACAAAAUAGAAAUGUUAUAGACAUCUUCAACGAGACGGCGAUGCGUGGUUUGGG
Molecule: messenger RNA, 1814 nt
Organism: Colletotrichum navitas
Lineage: Eukaryota; Fungi; Ascomycota; Sordariomycetes; Glomerellales; Glomerellaceae
Product: nucleophile aminohydrolase
Exons: 4
Coding region: 119-1558 (479 amino acids)
Biological process (GO): glutathione catabolic process
Cellular component (GO): glutathione hydrolase complex; cytoplasm
Molecular function (GO): omega peptidase activity
Source: RefSeq, a predicted model, not a curated record